GGAAAUUUCUCACGACCGCCUCUAGGAAAGCAAGUCGCAUACUCUAAAUCCCAGCCAAAAAAAACGAUACCCCUUAGACACGACAAACCCUCGACGGAGAUCUGACGGCAGCCACGAAUCCGAAGCUGAACACACCGAGCGACCCCACGAACCCCCCACCGAAAUAACGAAGACAAAAAAUAAAAUAAAAAUGCCUGCGCCAACAGCAGUAAAGGCCCUUGCGGCCGACGAGGUCGCUGCGACGGCACCCCCCGCCAUGGACAUAGACGCGACCCUGGCCCUGACAGAUGGCGGAGAGGCGCCGAAGGAGGAGGAGUUCAUGCUGGGCACGGCCGAGCGCGACAUCCUGGUGGCGGCCGAGACGAUAGCGGCGCCGGCCGAGCAAGGGGGCGAGAUGGCCAUCGACGAGGAGUCACGGCCCCGGUUCGCGCCGGCGCGGGACGCCGAGCCGGCCGCGCGCCGCGAGACCAGGAAGGUGCCCGUGCCGCCCCACCGCAUGACGCCGCUCAAGGCCAACUGGCCGCAGAUCUACGAGCCGCUGGUCAAGCACCUGAAGCUGCAGGUGCGCAUGAACAUCAAGUCCAAGACGGUGGAGAUGAGGUCAUCACAGAGCACCACGGAGGCCGGCGCGCUCCAAAAGGGUGAGGACUUUGUCAAGGCUUUCACGCUCGGGUUCGACGUCCAGGACGCCAUUGCCCUGAUCAGGGUGCCGGAGCUGUACAUCCAGACGUUUGAGAUCAAGGACGUCAAAUCGCUCACGGGCGACCACCUGGCGCGUGGUGUUGGCCGUAUUGCCGGCAAGGACGGAAAGACCAAGUUCGCCAUCGAGAACGCAUCGAGGACGAGGAUCGUUCUGGCAGACAGCAAGAUCCACAUCCUGGGCAGCUUCAAGAACGUCCGGAUGGCCCAGGAAAGCAUCGUGGACCUGAUCCUCGGAAAGCCGCCCAGCAAGGUUUACGGCAACCUCCGAGCCAUCAGUGCCCGGAUGAAGGAGAGGUUCUGAGCGGCGCCUUUGUUGAAAAAAAGGGGCGGAAACGCACUGCAUGGGGAGAAGGCGUAUGGGGCGUUCCGGGUUGGCACUCGUGUGUUCCGUGAUUUUGUUUUCUCUUUGAGUCGUUCCUCAGCUAUCCAUUGAGAGACGACGAAUCAGGCCGGCUUUUUUCGGCUUAAACGAUCCUAUGACGAAAAAUAGAAUGAUUUGCUCAAAUGCAGCGCCAGAUGCGAGCCUGGAGAUCAGACAACGUGCAGAGAUGUAAUCAGGCGCGGAGGAGCUCAGGGGUAUCAUGUUGAAAAUGCGUGACAGCCACACUGCGCUGGGAAAUAGGUAAUAAGGGAAGAGAAACGCCCCAUUUUUG
Molecule: messenger RNA, 1355 nt
Organism: Gaeumannomyces tritici R3-111a-1
Lineage: Eukaryota; Fungi; Ascomycota; Sordariomycetes; Magnaporthales; Magnaporthaceae
Product: pre-rRNA-processing protein PNO1
Exons: 5
Coding region: 191-1003 (270 amino acids)
Cellular component (GO): nucleolus
Molecular function (GO): RNA binding
Source: RefSeq, a predicted model, not a curated record